This is a messenger RNA of Capsella rubella, 1629 nucleotides long. Its product is annotated as protein DETOXIFICATION 8. Gene Ontology annotation, molecular function: antiporter activity; xenobiotic transmembrane transporter activity. The transcript is spliced from 7 exons. NCBI's taxonomy places the organism in Eukaryota, Viridiplantae, Streptophyta, Magnoliopsida, Brassicales, Brassicaceae. Gene Ontology annotation, biological process: xenobiotic detoxification by transmembrane export across the plasma membrane. Gene Ontology annotation, cellular component: membrane. Bases 1 to 1524 code for a protein of 507 amino acids. The record is from RefSeq and is a predicted model, not a curated record.
AUGGAAAAGGGCUUCUCGUUGGUGCCUAAAGAAGAAGGAGAACAAGAUUAUAGAAAUGAGAAACAUAAAGAUCAUACGAGUUGUUGUUAUUUGUCAACAGAGAUGAUGAAGAAGGUUAGCUCCAUGGCUGCUCCAAUGGUAGCUGUGGCUGCUUCUCAGUAUCUCCUUCAAGUUAUCUCCAUUGUUAUGGCUGGUCACUUGGACGAGCUCUCUUUAUCCGCGGUGGCCAUCGCCACUUCUCUUACCAAUGUUACCGGCUUCAGCCUCCUCUUUGGAUUGGCAGGUGCGUUAGAGACACUAUGUGGUCAAGCUUUUGGAGCAGAGCAAUUUAGGAAAAUUAGUACAUACACUUACAGCUCAAUGCUAUGUCUUCUCUUGUUCUGUUUCCCAGUCUCACUUUUGUGGGUAUUCAUGGACAAACUCUUGGAGCUUUUCCAUCAAGAUCCUCUCAUCUCUCAGUUAGCUUGUAGAUACUCUAUUUGGCUCAUACCGGCUUUAUUCGGAUACUCUGUUCUUCAAUCUAUGACUCGGUUUUUCCAGUCACAAGGAUUGGUUCUUCCUCUUUUCUUGAGUUCUCUUGGAGCUCUAUGUUUCCACAUUCCCUUUUGCUGGCUUCUUGUCUAUAAACUGAAGUUUGGAAUCAUUGGCGCCGCGGUGUCCAUAGGGUUUUCGUAUUGGUUCAACGUAGUUUUGCUUUGGAUUGUCAUGAGAGAGACUGCUCUGUAUCGCGAAACUAGGAAUCUUCAAGCGCAAGAAAUCUUUUUGAGUAUGAAGCAGUUCAUUACCCUGGCUAUACCCUCUGCAAUGAUGACUUGCCUAGAAUGGUGGUCGUUUGAGCUUCUUAUACUGAUGUCCGGAAUCUUACCGAACUCAAAGCUCGAAACAUCGGUGCUAUCCAUAUGCCUAACAAUGUCGUCUCUGCAUUUCGUUCUGGUGAAUGCAAUAGGAGCAGCCGCGAGCACACAUGUCUCGAACAAGCUAGGAGCUGGAGAACCAAAGGCAGCUCGAGCCGCAGCUGAUUCUGCGAUCUUUCUCGGUGUUAUUGACGCAGCCAUAGUAAGCACCACUCUCUAUAGCUACAGAAGAAAUUGGGCUUAUGUAUUCAGCAACGAGAGUGAAGUAGCUGGCUACGUAACACAAAUCACACCUUUUCUCUGCCUAUCUAUUGGUGUUGAUAGCUUCCUCGGAGUACUCUCAGGUGUUGCUAGAGGAACAGGGUGGCAACAUAUAGGAGCUUAUGCAAACAUAGGAUCGUAUUAUCUGGUCGGGAUCCCGGUCGGUUCGGUCUUGUGUUUCGUCGUGAAAUUGAGAGGGAAAGGACUUUGGAUUGGUAUAUUGGUUGGCUCUACUCUUCAAACUAUUGUUCUUGGUCUUGUCACUUAUUUUACCAAUUGGGAACAAGAGGCAGCAAAGGCUAGAGACAGAGUGAUCGAGAUGACACCACAAGGCGACUACCAAGUAAAUGAAAGCGUAUUAAAAGAGGAUAUACAAGUUUUGUUAAAAGAUAGUUCAGAAAAUGUGUAAAUUCACUUAACAUACUUGUAAUUAUAAUACUGUCUGGUUAAUUUUGGGUCUUAUACGAAUGUUAUUGAUUAUAAUCUGGCAAAAAUGUUGGAUUCGAAUAAAAGA